Lindgomyces ingoldianus is the source of this 1274-nucleotide messenger RNA. RefSeq lists its product as uncharacterized. The coding region runs from base 26 to 994 and encodes 322 amino acids. The record is from RefSeq and is a predicted model, not a curated record. The transcript has a single exon. Lineage: Eukaryota; Fungi; Ascomycota; Dothideomycetes; Pleosporales; Lindgomycetaceae.
AACAACUUCCCAUAACACCACCACAAUGUCUUCUAUAGGACCCUCACUACCACCACAUCUUGCGAAACGCAAGCGUGAUGGCGAAUAUGACUCUAGAGAGUCACCCCAGCGCUCCUCCAGCUCCAUAUCCAGUGAAAAACGUCGCCGAGUCUUAGGUCCCGCAGCGCCUCCUUCGAAACCCUCACCCCCGCGCAUCCUCGGCCCUACACUACCCCCUUCAUCUACUCGCUCUUGCUCCGGAUCCAGCAGCUCAGACAGUGAGGUUGGUCCAGCACCACUCACUACCCCAAAAACGACCUACGGACCCACCGCUCCCCCCGCGCCCCUCUCUGAACGCCCUCUUAACUCUCCAUCCGAUGACUCAGACAGCAGUGACGAUGAAUUCGGUCCCGCGCCUCCUCCAGCCGGCGCAUCCCAUGCCACCUACCCCGACGAUGAAAAUCGGCUUACGGCGUCAGCAUUCGACACCGAUCCCAAGUACGCCGAACAAGCAAAGAAAGUGCAACGAGAUGAAUGGAUGACCAUGCCCCCAACCCAGGAUGAUCUAGCCGCACGCAUAGACCCCACAAAACUCCGCGCACGAAAGUUCAAUACCGGGAAAGGGCCCCGAGGCGGUAGUUCAAGCGGCAGGGAUAUGGGUGUCUGGACUGAGACCCCGGAGCAGAAGCUCAAGCGUUUGCAGAACGAAGCACUGGGUGUUUCUGCGCCCGCCAACUCGUCGAAUGAUGGCCAUGAGUCUAGGCGAACGAGGGAAGAAGAACGGAAAGCGCGAAAGAUCAAAGAGAAGCUUGAUGGGUUGAGGGGCAAGAGUUUGAUGGAGGAACAUAAGGAGAAAGGUGUGGGGAAGGAUAAGGAAGAUGAUCCGAGUAAGCGGGCUUUUGAUCGGGAGAAGGAUAUGGGUGUGGGUAUGAAGAUUAGUCAUAAGCAGAGGCAGGAGAUGCUGAGGAAAUCGAAGGGCUUUGGGGACAGGUUUUCUGGUGGUGGUUUCCUGUGAAACCCUUCAGAGGUGCAGAAUAAAGAUUGUCGAAUUAGAGGAUCAUCUGCAUUUCUGAAUGCAGGUAGCUACGUUGCAUCCGAGAAAGCACCUCAAUAACCUUCUGCAUAGAGGGACAGGUAGCGCCAGUAUCAACGAAGCCAUUAGCCACAGAGCAUAGGCAAAGAUCAGGUGGUAAAGAGUACAGGGCACAGGGCAAAGGGCAAAGAGCACAGAACAAAGAGAUGGCUGUUAGACGGUUUUGAAUGUCGGGUUGUCUAAAAUAUGACCUUGGCAAGAG